AUGGCCAUAGCAAGCAAGCCACCACUUUUGAUCAUUACGUACCCGCGUUCUGCAUCGAACCUCCUUGUGCGUAUCCUCUCAUUGCCAGAGCAACCGAAUAUCGUUACGGAGGAAAGUAGCGGCCAAUUAUUCCUUCCGGCCCUGGGACACAUUCGCCGCGCGAGGCUGCUUGAUCGACUCCCUGAGCAAUGGACAGACUCGGAGACAGCGGCUACGUGGCAGAAGUUUCAGUCUUGUUACGACAACUUCCAGAGUCUCGUUGAUUCGGCUGAGGCCGACGGAAAGCGGGCGGUGAUCAAAGAGCAUGCGUCAUUCCUGAUCUGCCCACAGGUGCAGGCGAACUUCGUCCAUGGGCGAUGGCAGGCCCAUGCUUCAUCGAAGGUGAACAUCGGCGACUCCCAGUCCAGCCCAUGGGCUGUAGGCGUUCCGGGAAACGAGACCGUCCUGCCAGACGGAGUGUUACUGCGAUGUUUGCCCGCGUUCCUCAUCCGGCACCCGGCCCUGGCGUUCCCGUCCUACUAUCGGGUCAUGCUGUCCUUCGAGGGCGGAGACAAACAGAAAGUAGAGAGCAUGACAAAUGACAUAGCGGCAAUCUGCACCCUACGCUGGACGCGCAAGCUGUAUGACUGGUAUGUCGCUGCGUGGGAGGGACAGAAAUCGCCCAUUGUUCUCGAUGCAGAUGACAUAGUCGAUCACCCUGAAUUGUCGCGCCACUUCUGUGACCUCGUGGGCUUAGAUCCCUCCAAAGUCAAGUAUGAAUGGGAGGCCGCCGACCAGGAAAAAUCGACCCAAGAUCACGAGAACCCUGUUCGGAAACACACCCGCGCAACUUUAAUGGCCUCGUCGGGCAUCACGCCGGGCAAAACAUCUCGCGGGCUCUCAAUCGAGGACGAAGUUGUCAAAUGGAGGGUUGAGUUUGGGGAUUUGAUCGCGACGAGAUUGCAGCAAUGGGUUCAGGGAGCCAUGGCUGACUAUGAGUAUCUCUCUAGCCAGAGACUCGCCUGCCCAAGUGGUGAUCGCUGA
Molecule: messenger RNA, 1023 nt
Organism: Penicillium brevicompactum
Lineage: Eukaryota; Fungi; Ascomycota; Eurotiomycetes; Eurotiales; Aspergillaceae
Exons: 1
Coding region: 1-1023 (340 amino acids)
Source: RefSeq, a predicted model, not a curated record